Chionomys nivalis (European snow vole) is the source of this 2308-nucleotide messenger RNA. RefSeq names its product TCDD inducible poly(ADP-ribose) polymerase (gene Tiparp). Lineage: Eukaryota; Metazoa; Chordata; Mammalia; Rodentia; Cricetidae. Gene Ontology annotation, molecular function: NAD+ poly-ADP-ribosyltransferase activity; metal ion binding. The record is from RefSeq and is a predicted model, not a curated record. The transcript is spliced from 6 exons. The coding region runs from base 232 to 2205 and encodes 657 amino acids.
CUGAGCCCGGAGCGCCGUGGCGGCUAUCGGCGCCCUAGUCCGCGGAAUGACCCGCCCGCGGCUCGCCGCGUCCGCCGCCCACGACCCCUAGGACACCGGACACCACCCGCCCUCGGCUCAGCCCCGCCGGCGCAGACCCGGUCCGCCAAGCCCAGCGUCUCUGGUCCGUUCUCAGGGCAGCCCGCCUGAGGUUUUGCAGAUACUGAGGUAAAUUUGGAAUUGUUCCACACCAUGGAAAUGGAAACCACCGAACCUGAGCCAGACUGUGUAGUACAGCCUCCCUCUCCUCCUGAUGACUUCUCAUGCCAAAUGAGAAUCUCUGAGAAGAUCACUCCAUUGAAAACUUGUUUUAAGAAAAAACAGGAUCAAAAGAGAUUAGGAACUGGAACCCUGAGGUCAUUGAGGCCAAUAUUAAAUACCUUGCUAGAAUCUGGCUCUCUUGAUGGAGUUUUCAGAGCUAGAGACCAAAAUGCAGAUGAAAGCACCUUACAUGAACGGAUGGUGAAAAAGCCCCUGGAAAUCAACCCUUCAUGUUCACCGGCAGAAAACAGUAUGUCCGUCCUGAUUCCUGACGGGACAAAUGUUGAGGGCCAAUUACCAGAAGCUCAUCCUUCUGCUGAUGCUCCAGAGCAGGUGGUUCCAAUCCAGGAUCACAGUUUUCCACCAGAAACCAUCAGUGGGACAGUGGCAGAUUCUACCCCAGGACACUUCCAAACUGACCUUUUGCAUCCUGUUUCGGGUGAUGUUCCCACUAGUCCUGACUGCAUAGAUAAAGUGAUGGAUUUUGUUCCAGGAACUUUCCAAGACAAUAGUUGUACAAUCCAGUACAUUUUGGAUACCAGUGAUAACUUGAGUACUGAGCUCUUCCAAGACAAAAGUGAGGAAGCUUCCCUUGACCUUGUGUUUGAGCUAGUAAACCAGCUACAGUACCACACUCACCAAGAGAACGGAAUUGAAAUCUGUACAGACUUUCUGCAAGGCAUUUGUAUUUAUGGCAGGGAUUGUUUGAAACAUCACACCAGAUUGCCCUAUCAUUGGCAGAUCAGAAGGACAACUACUCAGAAGUGGCAGAGUGUUUCCAAUGAUUCUCAGGAGCACUUGGAAAGAUUUUAUUGUAACCCAGAAAAUGAUAGAAUGAGAAUGAAGUAUGGAGGACAAGACUUUUGGGCAGAUUUGAAUGCUAUGACUGUAUUUGAAACAACUGAAUUUGACCAACUACGAAGGCUGUGCACACCACCCUGUAGGAAUACAAGUUCUAUUUACAACACAUUUUGGAAAUUCUUCUGUAGAGACCACUUUGGAUGGAGAGAGUAUCCUGAGUCUGUUGUUCGAUUAAUUGAAGAUGCCAACUCUCAGGGUCUGAAGGAAGUUAGAUUUAUGAUGUGGAACAACCACUACAUCCUUCACAACUCGUUCUUCCAGAGAGAAAUAAAGCGGAGACCCCUUUUCCGCUCCUGUUUCAUACUGGUCCCAUAUUUACAGACACUUGGUGGGGUUCCCACUCAGGCUUCUCUGCCUCUUGAAGCAACUUCGUCACAAAUCAUCUGCCCAGAUGGAGUAACUUCAGCAAACUUUUACCCUGAAACGUGGGUUUAUAUGCACCCAUCUCAGGACUUCAUCCAGGUGCCUGUUUCUGCAGAGGAUAAAAGUUACCGAAUCAUUUACAACCUUUUUCAUAAGACUGUACCUGAAUUUAAAUACAGAAUUUUACAAAUAUUGAGAGUCCAAAACCAGUUUCUUUGGGAGAAAUAUAAAAGGAAAAAAGAAUAUAUGAACAGAAAAAUGUUUGGCCGUGACCGAAUAAUAAAUGAGAGACACUUAUUUCACGGAACAUCCCAAGAUGUGGUGGAUGGGAUCUGCAAGCACAACUUUGACCCUCGCGUCUGUGGAAAGCAUGCUACAAUGUUUGGACAAGGCAGUUAUUUUGCAAAGAAGGCAAGCUACUCUCAUAACUUUUCUAAGAAGUCCUCCAAAGGAGUCCACUUCAUGUUUUUGGCCAAAGUGUUGACUGGCAGGUAUACAAUGGGCAGUCAUGGCAUGAGAAGGCCCCCUCCAGUCAAUCCUGGCUCUGUCACCAGUGACUUGUAUGACUCUUGUGUGGAUAAUUUCUUUGAGCCUCAGAUUUUUGUCAUUUUUAAUGAUGACCAGAGUUACCCUUAUUUUGUUAUCCAAUAUGAAGAAGUCAGUAACACUGUUUCCAUCUGAAGACCUUGGUACUACUAAGUUAUUGGAUAUGAACUCACUGUUUCCAUCUGAAAGCCUUGGUACUACUAAGUUAUUGGAUAUGAACUCAAGUUCAGCGUUUGUA